AUGGUUGGAGGUGGUGGCGUGGCUAUUUUCCUUCGCUGGGAUAUUCCUUAUGAAGUGGUAUCUCAGUCUUCUCCUAAUCUUAAUGGCCCGGAACAUUUAUUUAUCAAAAUAUCUUUACAUCACACUAAAGUUCUGUUGGGUGUUUACUAUAGCCCAUCCUUACACGUCAAUUAUUUUGAUUCUUUUGAUAACAUUAUUUCUGAACUUAGACCCAAUUUUGAUCAUCUUAUUAUUAUGGGUGAUUUCAACACAUGCCUCAUCAAAAAUGAUUGCCGUUCGAAAAUGCUGCUAUCUCUACUCCACUCUCUUAAUCUUACUUUACUCCCUCUCCUUCCUACUCACUUUCCACACAACGGCCCACCCUCCCUUCUUGAUCUUAUUAUUACAUCUUCUCCUGACCUAGUUCAAUCCCACGGUCAGUUUUGUGCUGUCGCUUUCUCGAGUCAUGAUCUUAUUUACGCAUCCUUUAAACUCCGUACUCCUAAACGCCGUCAUAGGGUCGUUUUGCGUCGCAAUUUCGAUGCUGUAAACAUUGAGGCCUUGCAGAACGAUCUUCGUCUUGCAGACUGGAGUCCCAUCUUCACAGCAAGCGAUGUCGACUCUAAAGUGGCUGCAUUUGAACACUUGAUUCUAAGUAUUUAUGACAAGCAUGCUCCUGUACAACAAGUGCGCCUUAAACAUAGUCCUGCCCCGUGGCUAACGAUGGAUCUGAAAGCUCUCAUGAGCAGACGGGAUAGAGCCAAAAUCAGGUUGCGCCGUAGUUCUACCGACAGUGAUCGCCAGAGCUAUAUUACCUUACGUAAUAGGUGCAAUAAGUUGUGUCGGCAGGCUAGGCGCAGGCAUAUCCACUCCAAUAUUGAAAACUGCCCUCCCGGUAGGCUCUGGAAUUACUUGCGUACUAUCGGCAUCGGGAAGCGUCAGUGUGGUGACAACUUUCCCAAUCUUAAUGAGAUCAACCUGUCAUUUGUUUCUCCUCCUGUAAAUCUAAAUCCCGUAAUUAAACAGGAAACGCUAGCUUCCCUUUCUGGCUUUCCUCAUUCACAUGAUGACCCAUUCACUCUGGCUGUCGAUGAUAUAUCAAGUCUAGAGCUCUCGGCAGUGACGGUAUCGGAUUGGAUAUGA
Messenger RNA from Achroia grisella, 1122 nucleotides. RefSeq lists its product as uncharacterized. The record is from RefSeq and is a predicted model, not a curated record. The coding region runs from base 1 to 1122 and encodes 373 amino acids. The transcript has a single exon. Gene Ontology annotation, molecular function: catalytic activity. Lineage: Eukaryota; Metazoa; Arthropoda; Insecta; Lepidoptera; Pyralidae.